Molecule: messenger RNA, 1104 nt
Organism: Sclerotinia trifoliorum
Lineage: Eukaryota; Fungi; Ascomycota; Leotiomycetes; Helotiales; Sclerotiniaceae
Source: the annotation of a GenBank genome assembly
UAAUCCCAACCCACUGAACAACUUACAACAAAAAAAUCACUACACGAUACCCUAACACCCAACACCCAACACCCAACAUUUUCUCGAAUUUGUUGAACGACAAACCGUUGUCGUUCAUACAAUAACUAACUUCUCAAAUAUCAUAAUGUCCUCUUCCACUUCUACCUCAACUCCCACUCCAAAAACCGUCCCCGUGGCACCCAAACCCGAACCUGUCAAAGAAAAAUCUCCAGUUCCUGUGGUUCCACCUAAAGUAAUCGAAGAACAAGAUGUUGAUGAAAGGGUAAAGCUUUUCUUUGCGCAUCCUCCAACACCCAGUUUACACAUCAGAGAGUGAGAGAACUGACUCGGCGCAAAACAGAGUGAUGACGGUUCCGUUGGUCCACCAGAUCUCGGUGAUAAUAUCGAUGCGGCUACCUUUGAGCAAAUUCUAGAGAUGGAUGAUGAUGAAGAUGAACGAGAGUUCAGUCGUUCGAUCGUUUUUGGUUUCUUUGAACAGGCCGAACAAACUUUUACUAAAAUGGAUGAUGCACUGUAAGUGGGGCACGUGUGUUUGUGUGUCGCUCGAUGGAUAUGAUAUAUUUCAAGAAGAUGGCCCAUCUGCGGACACAGAUAUGAAUACAGAUACUGACAAUGUGCAGUGAGGAAGGCGACCUGGCAACACUCUCUUCCCUCGGUCAUUUCCUAAAGGGAUCCUCGGCAACGUUAGGAUUGACAAAGGUCAAGGAUAGCUGUGAAAAGAUUCAACAUUAUGGACAGAAGAAAGAUGAGGCUGGCACAACCGAUGAACCCGAUGAGAAGAAAUGCUUAGAGAGGAUUAAAGAAACAUUGGUAUCGGUAAAGGAGGAGUACGAGGAGGUUGAGAAGGUCUUGAAGAAGUUUUAUGCCACUUGAAGGAUGGUCGUAUACACACAUACCCCCGAAAAAAACACCAUGAUGGAGGAUCGUUUUCGUGCUUGAGGCUUUCUGAUCUGGCAGAAGCAACCAAAAGUAUUGCCCUAUCGAAGCUCUUGUGACGACAUUGAAGUUCAUGCACGAGCAAUGUACUUUUCUUACAAAACAAAGCUCCUCAUAGCUCAGGCGUCUCGGAUUGCAUUCACAUAC